AUGAAGUGUCUAUAUAUUAUAGUUAAAUCGAUAUUUGUACAUUGGUUAACUCCUAUAUAUAGUUUAGAUCAUUUGAAAGAUUCUUGGACAGUCGUAUCAGGAGGAACUGAUGGUAUCGGUCGUGCUUAUAUUGAAGAAUUGGCUAAAGAAAGAGGAAUCCGUAACUUCUAUCUUCUUGGACGUAAUCCAGAAAAGCUGAAAAACGUUAAAGACUCUUUAGAAAAGACAUAUUCAGCUACAGUUAAGACAGCUGUUUUCAAUUUUGAAUCAUCCGACUAUAGCACAUUACCAUCCGAAUUAUCAGAAAUCGAAGUUGGAAUAUUGGUUAAUUGCGCCGGAAUCGCUCC
This is a messenger RNA of Auanema sp. JU1783, 347 nucleotides long. Lineage: Eukaryota; Metazoa; Nematoda; Chromadorea; Rhabditida; Rhabditidae. The record is from the annotation of a GenBank genome assembly.